Molecule: messenger RNA, 398 nt
Organism: Pyrus x bretschneideri (Chinese white pear)
Lineage: Eukaryota; Viridiplantae; Streptophyta; Magnoliopsida; Rosales; Rosaceae
Exons: 5
Coding region: 48-398 (116 amino acids)
Source: RefSeq, a predicted model, not a curated record
UCUGAAUUAGUGUUCUUUUUGCGGCUUGAGUUUAUAUAUUUUCAGAUAUGAGUUAUUUAUUAUUGUUUAUUUUCUGUAUGCACGUCACAGUUUACUCACUUGGAGACUCGCUCCUAUCGUACACAAUUUUCAUAUACGAGAAUGUAACUGUGGUGGAGAAUAUAGAGAAGAUGGAGGAUGUGAUUGCACCAUCCACCAAGUUGGAAAAAGAGUCGACUAUAUUUGUUUUGGCUUCUGAUGAGGUGCAAGGCUUGCUGGGGAAGAUGCAUUUGUCCAAAAAUGUCUGCUUUCAAGUUCUUUUUGCAUUAGAGAUGAAAUAUGUAACAUUACAAUAUGUGUUUCUGAGAUUGAGAAUGUGUUUUCUUGACACUGUUUAUAACAAAGAAAGGGUUUGUUGA